GGAUAACACGACGUUCAUCCGCAACGCCUUCAUCCACAAAUGUAUGGAUUCAUAUUCCGGGCAAAUAUAUGAAUGGAAGCAGAAGUGGCUAGCGGAUAAGGUCCCAAAGUGGAUCAACAUGACCACUUGGGAGGAGUUGUGUGUCCAUUGGGACAAGGACUCGACGAAGCAGGUCUCUAACACCAACUCCGCCAACCGCAAGAGCGAUCGUGGCGGGAAGGGCAUGUACAAGCACAAUUUGGGUGCUCAGUCUAUUCCCACUCUCGCAGACAAGAUGGCGCAAGAAAAUGAAGGUGAGCCCGUGGGUGAUUUCCCUUUGUACAAGAGGAUCCACACCAACAAGACCACGGGCCAGAUUGAUGACGGUCUUGCGCAGGAGGUUGUCUCCCUGGUGGACAGUAUGACACAAGACGAGGAGGCCCGUCUCUCCCAGAUCCAGGCCGAUCUCGAUCUUGACGCCACAUCUACUGAGUCCACUGCCCUCUCUCAAGUCCGAAUCAACGAGCUUCUUGAAUCGGCGAUUCCAAAGAAGAAGGGACGUUUGGUCGGUUUGGGUCGUCGAUCCAAAUCGGUUCCUCCUACGUCUCAGGUGCCAGUUGAUCCUACUCUGAUGGAUCAACUGAAGGAUAAGGAUGAACGCAUCCGUCAGUUGGAGGAGAAGAUGGCGGCUCAAGAGAGAGCUAGAGAGGCAGACAGGAGGCGGAGUGAGAAGAUGAUGGCGGCCUUCAUGAGGCAAUUCCCGGACCAGAACUUCGACGUCGACGAGGACGAGUAGUUCUAACUUUAAUUUAUGUUUUAAACUUUAUUUUUAUUUUCUGUUUUGUAUGAAUAUUACUUUUGAACUAUUUAUAUUAUGUUUUUUAUUUUAAUUUUCAAUUUAAUAAUUAAUUUUCGAAUUUAAUAA
Raphanus sativus (radish) is the source of this 904-nucleotide messenger RNA. RefSeq lists its product as uncharacterized. The coding region runs from base 44 to 775 and encodes 243 amino acids. The record is from RefSeq and is a predicted model, not a curated record. Lineage: Eukaryota; Viridiplantae; Streptophyta; Magnoliopsida; Brassicales; Brassicaceae. The transcript is spliced from 4 exons.